This is a messenger RNA of Fukomys damarensis (Damara mole-rat), 3796 nucleotides long. RefSeq names its product jade family PHD finger 2 (gene Jade2). The record is from RefSeq and is a predicted model, not a curated record. Bases 562 to 3252 code for a protein of 896 amino acids. The transcript has 10 exons. Gene Ontology annotation, cellular component: histone acetyltransferase complex. NCBI's taxonomy places the organism in Eukaryota, Metazoa, Chordata, Mammalia, Rodentia, Bathyergidae. Gene Ontology annotation, biological process: regulation of transcription by RNA polymerase II.
UUCAUCCAGGGUCUGCCUGUGGCCCUUCUUGCUGUUAUUUUGGCUCAUAGGACCAGAGGCCCUAGAGUCUAGCAGGGGACUUAGGCCCUAGUAGUGACAGCUAAUACUCAUGGAGGACUCAGUUUGUGCCAGGGGCUGUGCGAAGGCCUCAUGGCAGUCACUGAGGCCAUCGAAGAGGGUUCAUCCCUGGACCUCUGUGUUAGCUGUACAUCCCUGUGACAAAACACCUGACAUAACUGCCUUAUUAAAGGGUGGUCUGUUUAGCUCACCGUUUCGGAGAUUUCAGUCCUUGAUCAAUCGGUCUGAAGAGCCUCCUAAAGGUGUGCAGUGCCUCCCAGUAACACAGCCCUGGAGACCAAGUAAGUCUGUACUACGCAUACAGGCCUCUGGAGGACACUUGUACCAACCAUCACAGCCCCAUUUUACAGGAGAGCAAACCGAGGCUAAGAGCUGAAGUCAUAGGCAUACAGUGUUGGCCAGCUAGAGAGAGGUGGGGUCAGGUCUCAGCCUGUGGGUCUCUUUCGGCUUCAAAGCAACGUCCCACUGUCCUGCUUUGCCUGGAUGAUUGUGCUGUACCUAACUUGGGGCUGGAGAGAGGGCACAGAACGCUUAUUUGGCACCCUGGACCAGAAUCCAAGAGAGCACCAGGGACUUGUCUGGGUUCACACAAUGAGGUGCCUGCCUUUGAGUGGAGGAGGCUCCCAGCGCCCAGAGCCCAGAGCAGGGUCGGAAGUCUCUCCUGAUCGUAUAGGCCAGAGCUUUCUGUGCAGCCCCCAACUUUGGCCUGAGUGGGCAUCGCCGGUCCCCCUCUCAGCACCCCGCCUCUCUGCAGGUCACGCCACGUCCACAUCCGCAUCAAGAUGCUCCAAACUGCCCAGCAGCACCAAGUCGGGCUGGCCCCGGCAGAACGAAAAGAAGCCCUCAGAGGUUUUCCGAACAGACUUGAUCACAGCCAUGAAGAUCCCGGAUUCCUACCAGCUCAGUCCGGAUGACUAUUACAUCCUGGCGGAUCCGUGGCGGCAGGAAUGGGAGAAAGGCGUGCAGGUGCCCGCAGGCGCGGAGGCCAUCCCGGAGCCUGUGGUGAGGAUCCUCCCGCCACUGGAAGGCCCCCCCACGCAGGUGUCCCCAGACAGCUCUGCACUGGGUGAAGGCUCCCAGCCCACGUGGCCCGGGGGCAGCCGCUAUGACCUGGAUGAGAUUGACGCCUACUGGCUGGAGCUCAUCAACUCCGAGCUCAAGGAGAUGGAGAAGCCUGGGCUGGACGAGCUGACGUUGGAGCGUGUGCUGGAGGAGCUGGAGACUCUGUGCCACCAGAAUAUGGCGCGGGCCAUCGAGACACAGGAGGGGCUCGGCAUUGAGUAUGACGAGGACGUCGUCUGUGACGUGUGCCGGUCCCCUGAGGGGGAGGAUGGCAACGAGAUGGUCUUCUGUGACAAGUGCAAUGUCUGUGUGCACCAGGCAUGCUACGGGAUCCUUAAGGUGCCCACGGGCAGCUGGCUGUGCCGGACGUGUGCCCUGGGAGUCCAGCCAAAGUGCCUGCUCUGCCCCAAGCGAGGAGGAGCCUUGAAGCCCACCAGAAGUGGGACCAAGUGGGUGCACGUCAGCUGCGCCCUGUGGAUUCCUGAGGUCAGCAUAGGGUGCCCUGAGAAGAUGGAGCCCAUUACCAAGAUCUCCAAUAUCCCAGCCAGCCGCUGGGCUCUGUCCUGUAGCCUGUGCAAGGAGUGCACGGGCACCUGCAUCCAGUGCUCAAUGCCCUCCUGCGUCACGGCGUUCCACGUCACGUGCGCCUUUGACCACGGCCUGGAAAUGCGAACCCUCCUAGCAGACAAUGACGAGGUCAAGUUCAAGUCCUUCUGCCAGGAGCACAGCGACGGCCCCCGGAGCCAGCCCCCCUCCGAGCCUGCCGAGCCCAGCCAGGCCGGUGAGGACCUGGAAAAGGUGACGCUGCGCAAACAGCGGCUGCAGCAGCUGGAAGAAGACUUCUACGAGCUGGUGGAGCCCGCCGAGGUGGCCGAGCGGCUGGACCUGGCCGAGGCCCUGGUCGACUUCGUCUACCAGUACUGGAAGCUGAAGCGGAAAGCCAACGCCAACCAGCCACUGCUGACACCCAAGACCGACGAGGUGGACAACCUUGCCCAGCAGGAGCAGGACGUCCUCUACCGCCGCCUGCAGCUCUUCACACACCUGCGGCAGGAUCUGGAGAGGGUCAGGAAUCUCUGCUACAUGGUGACAAGGCGGGAGAGGACCAAGCGCGCCAUCUGCAAGCUGCAGGAGCAGAUCUUCCACCUGCAGAUGAAGCUUAUCGAGCAGGACCUGUGUCGAGAGCAAGCUGGGAGGAGAUCAAAGGGCAAGAAGAGCGACUCCAAGAGGAAAGGCCGGGAGGGUCCCAGGGGCAGCAGCCCGGAGAAGAAAGAGAAAGUGAAGGCCGGGCCCGACUCCGUCCUGGGGCAGCUGGGCCUGUCCACCUCAUUCCCCAUCGACGGCACCUUCUUCAAUAGCUGGCUGGCGCAGUCGGUGCAAAUCACGGCGGAGGACAUGGCCAUGAGCGAGUGGUCACUGAACAAUGGACACCGCGAAGAUCCCGCUCCCGGGCUGCUGUCGGAGGAGCUGCUGCAGGAUGAGGAGACUCUGCUCAGCUUUAUGCGGGACCCCUCGCUGCGACCCGGCGACCCGGCCAGGAAGGCCCGAGGCCGCACCCGCCUGCCUGCCAAGAAGAAGCCACCGCCCCUGCAGGAUGGACCUGGCUCACGGACGACUCCAGAAAAGCCCCCCAAGAAGCUCUGGGGCCAGGAUGCAGGCAGUGGCAAGGGGGGGCAAGGGCCACCUGCCAGGAAGCCACCUCGGCGGACGUCUGCUCACUGGCCGUCCAGCCCUACAGCUGGGGAUUGUCCCAUACCAGCCGCCCCAGAAAGCCCCCCGCCUCUGGCCCCCGAGACCCCGGACGAGGCAGCCCCAGCAGCCAACGACUCGAAUGUCCAAGUGCCUGGCCCCAGGGUGAGCCCCAAGCCCCUGGGCCGGCUCCGGCCACCCCGUGAGAGCAAGGUCAUCCGGAGAUCACCGGGGGCCAGGCCCGAGGCCGGGAUGGGACCUGAGAGGCCAAAGGUCAGCCUGCGCUUUGACACUGAGGCCGAUGGCUACUUCUCUGACGGGGAGAUGAGCGACUCAGAGGCAGAGGCGGACAGCGGGGUACAGCGGGGGUCCCGGGAGGCGGGGGCCGAGGAGGUGGUCCGCAUGGGGGUCCUGGCCUCCUAACUCACCCCUGUCCCUGUUUUGGGCCCUGCCCUGGUCCCCCACAAGGCCUCAGCCCAGUCACAACUGCCAUUUCCAGUCUCCGCUGAGUGUCCCAGACCCUCGAGGCUGCCACUCUGUUGUGGUUUUAUUUUUAAUAGAGAGUUCCAAUUCCACACUGUUGUCUUUGCUCCGUGCUGGCCUAGGAUGUUAGGGUUCCUUCCACGGCUCUGGCCGCAAGGACCGUGCCUGGUCCUGUGUGCCGCCCCUGUCGCAACUUGUGCGGCACUGCUGGGCUUCUGGCUAGAUGUAGGCAAGGAGAAGAGCUCAGGCCUCCCGCCCGCUGCCGCUAGGGACGCGGACUGUUUGGGCAUUAUUCCACGGCGGCCGGGCCAGCCCGGGGCCUGGCCCGCUCACCUCGCCCCUGCCGCACUCCGGCCCCAGUGUAGGGUGGGGGUCCUGCUGCACUCCACUGAUCCCCCAGGAAGUCUUACAAGUGACACCCAGCCAGAGUCUACUCACUGUCACAAGCACAACGAGUUUCUAGGAGAAAGCACUGAGGGGCGCA